AUGGCUGCCACAAAAGUGGCUCUCAUCACGGCCAGCUCAGCAGGUCUAGGAGCCCAAAUAGCACGAGCGUUUGCGCCAGACUACCGCGUCGUAAUAAACUACGCCAGCAAUUCCACACGCGCCACCUCCCUCCUCAAUGAGCUCUCCACCAUCCCCGGCCCCUCCUCCAACGGACCAACCCCUCGCUUCCACCUAAUCCAAGCGGACAUGGGAUCCAAGCCCUCCGUGCAAGCCCUCGUAAGCGAGACGCUGGAGAAAAUGGGCCGCCUAGACGUUGUAGUCUCCAACGCCGGUUGGACGCGCAUAACCACUUUUUCUGACAUCGAGCAACAAGUAAACGACGAUGACUGGGACAAAUGCUUCACAUUAAACGUAAAAACGCACAUGUGGCUCGCAUACGCUACAAAAGACGCCUUGGCCGCCACAGAAGGCGCCUUCAUCACUACGGCGAGCGUGGCGGGUGUAAAGCCUAGUGGGAGCAGUGUUCCCUAUGCAGUUACCAAGGCGGCACAGAUACAUCUGGCGAAGAGUUUGGCGGUGAUUCUGGCGCCGAAAAUUAGGGUAAAUAGUAUUAGUCCCGGGCUAUUGAUGACGGAGUGGGGGAUGAAGUUUCCGGAGAGUAAGAGGGAGGCAGCGAUUGGGAAUACAAAGUUAAAGAGGUUGGCGACAGUGGAGGAUUGUGCGGAUAUGGUGAAGGUGUUGGCGGCGGGGAGGAGUGUUACGGGGCAGAAUAUCUGUGUGGAUGGAGGUUCGUCGGUGUAG
Molecule: messenger RNA, 762 nt
Organism: Pyrenophora tritici-repentis Pt-1C-BFP
Lineage: Eukaryota; Fungi; Ascomycota; Dothideomycetes; Pleosporales; Pleosporaceae
Product: FabG, Dehydrogenase with different specificities (related to short-chain alcohol dehydrogenase)
Source: RefSeq, a predicted model, not a curated record